This is a messenger RNA of Pseudogymnoascus verrucosus, 1466 nucleotides long. RefSeq lists its product as uncharacterized. The transcript has 7 exons. The coding region runs from base 444 to 1343 and encodes 299 amino acids. Gene Ontology annotation, cellular component: membrane. NCBI's taxonomy places the organism in Eukaryota, Fungi, Ascomycota, Leotiomycetes, Thelebolales, Thelebolaceae. The record is from RefSeq and is a predicted model, not a curated record.
CAGUAAAUAAUUAUAUAUUGUAAUCAAACAAAGCCCCCUUACGUACUCUUACAGGCGAUUCCCUCACCGGAGCAUAGUAGUUUCCGUCGCUCCGUGGUGUGGAGCAUGUCCCUACGAGCCCUCCAAUCCAACAUCAAUAACAACGAUCGGGGGUUCCAAAGAGCCCUAAAUGCGUGCCCAGAUUACAAAACACUUCCAGAAUUAUGCUGGCAAGUGCUUAUUCUUACCUGGUGCUUGUAAGUGCAGUGACAAGCUACAAAUGUCCGUACGAGCAUAGUGGCACAGCACAUUCGUCACCCAGGAACGGAACUAAACGAAGACUGGCGGGAACUUGAUCUGCUAUGGAGUGUACUAGACAUAUAUAUUUCAUAGAUCCCAAGAAUCCGGUCUGCUACAACCCAGUAACCUUUCGCAAAUUCGCCAACUAAGAUUCACCUUCCAAAAUGUCUGCAAGUUGUUCUGCCCUUGCAGAUCUUGAUCGUACAAACUGGGCAUUUUGCCCCUCAACACCCCCUGCAAUCGUGUUCACUGUUUUGUUCGCUCUCACUACGUUCGCCCAUCUCUCACAAGCUAUAUUCUACAAAAAGGCAUACUGUUGGGUGAUUGUUGGCUCUGCGUUUAUUCAAACAGUCAACUACAUCUGCCGCAUCAUCAGCAUCACAAAUCCCAACACUCUAGGUCCCUACGCAGCUUGGUUUAUACUAAUGCUGAUCGCGCCACUCUUUACAAAUGCCUUUGUUUAUAUGGUGAUGGGAAGGAUGAUCUGGAAUUAUAUUCCCAGUGCAAAACUUUAUCGAAUCACAGCGUGGAGAUUUUCGGCAUUCUUUGUGAUUUUUGAUAUCAUCGCUCUUAUUAUCCAGGUCGCUGGAGCAUCCUCAAGCGCUGGUAACAGAAGGCCAAAUCAACAGGUGAUCAACGCAAUUCAUAUUUACAUGGGUGGUGUUGGAUUCCAGCAGUUCUUCAUUCUUCUGUUUUUGGUCUUCGCCAUCAAAUUUCACCAGACAGUCCUUCAGCAAGUCCGACAGGGCGCGAAGGGAGCUUCAGGUGCGCUGCCAUUAUUGUAUGCGAUAUACCUGGUACUCGCUCUUAUCACGAUGAGAAUUGUGUUCCGUCUCUGUGAAUACGCCCAGGGAUUCCACAGCAAUAUCCCAACCCACGAGGCGUACCAAUACUGCCUUGACUCUGUUCCCAUGCUAUUUAGCCUUGUCAUACUCAAUGUCAUUCAUCCAGGUCGCAUCAUGCAAGGGGAGGAAAGUAAUAUUCCUAGUCGCAAGGAGAGAAAAGCACAGGGAAUUUACAGCAAGUCCGAGAAUAUUAGUGGGAGUCCUGUAUUGACAGUAUAAGAAAGGACUCAUAGUAGAGUAAUGUGAAGGAAAGGCAAUGCUUAAACGGAAUUCAGCAAGGAGCAGGCAGUAAUUUGCGGAGCUUUGGGAUGGGGGCUAUGAGGGAUGGUGAUAGAAGUCGGA